UAAGGUGGGGGGGGGUGAUAGGUCAAAGUAUAGGUACACGCAGUACUCGAAAUAGAUCGAGCAAAGUGAAAGAAACAUUUUCGCAGUGGAGUAAAAUCAUUGUGCGGAGUAUCUAUCUUAGAUAGAUACAAUGUAUUUAAAAUUUUUCAUUAUCCAAUCUUCUUGUAUUAUAUGUGCGUGAAAGAUGUAAACGAUAUAAACGAGCAAAGUGAACGAAAGAAAAAAGAAAGAAAUUAAAUAAAUAAAUAGUGAAAAAAAGGAGAUAUGUUUUUGUGUACGGGAUAAAAACUUUGACCUUUGUUAGAUUACAUUCAAUAGUGAAUUAAAUGAAAUCGAGUAAAAUAACGAAAGAGUUGCUGCUUACGUAUGAAUCCUAUUAACGUUUGAUUGGAUUAAAAUUCGUUAUGUAUAAUGAUUUUGUUUGAAUCAUAAUCGUUUUGAUAGAACGACGCUUUGGAUAACGAACUAUAAUUCGAAAAAUAACAUUACGCUUUGAUCUUAUUUUACCUUUAACCUAUCUCUAUCCUUAUCUCUCUCUCUCUCUCUUUUUAUUUAUCUAUCUAUCUAUCUAUCUAUCUAUCUAUUUACCUUUCUCAUUGCGAAAUAGACGGAAGGAGGGGGUGCGGAGUGACGGGAGUGGUGGAGAAAAAAAGAAAAAAACAACAACCUGAUAGGAAUACGAAAGAAGAAAAUGGAAGAGGAAUAUUAUCGUAAUCUUUGUUCAUCGGAGACCCUACGUUCUGGGAAAAAGGGUUUCUUUCAUGAUUUUACCGAUUACGCGAUAAACGCCGUUGGCGAUAUAUGGAUCGAAAAGAUCUUCGGACGUAUCGAUAACGAUGUCGAUCGUUUAAAGUGCAUUUACACCGACGAGAAACUCAACGACGUAAUACGCGGUACUUUGACCAAUGUUAAACUACUUUAUAGAGACAAAGACGCAAAUAUAUCAAGGGUCAAAAGACUUGAGGGAUUUCAAGUUGCUAGAGAGGGACAACAUGAGAAAGCUUUACUUCUAUUCAGUCAGGCGAUCCUACGAGCUCCUAUCACCGGCAAGUGCAAGACGGUCGAUCGAGGUUACUCCUUGCCUUUGGCGUUACUUGGUAGGGCUGAAAGUUUCAUGGUCUUGAAGGAAUAUCGUCUUGCAUUCGAAGAUCUUGCAUUGGCUGAGGAUUAUGGAUCACCGAUAGAAUCGAGAACUGAACUAGAGAGAAUGAAAGAAGAGUGCAAACGUAUACUGGAAGAAAACGCAAAAUCCGUCGUCCCGUACGGAUCACAGGAAAUAAAUGACAAGCCGUCCGACAUAAAGAUCCGAUCCUAUCGAGAGACAACGAUAAAACGUGAUCUACCAUUGCUAAGCGGCGGCAUUAAUUCAAAGCUGCCAAGUGCGUCGGCGUUACUUGAAAUCCGUGAAACAAAGUUCGCUGGUAAAGAGGCCGUUGCCACUAAAGAUAUUUAUCCUGGGGAUUGUUUGGUCGUUGAAGAACCAUUGGCUGCUUGUCUUUUGCCAGAGUUUUACGGUACUCAUUGUCAACAUUGCUUUUCAAGGUUGAGAGCACCGAUUGGUUGCACCGAAUGUAGUACUGUAGCCUUUUGUGGAAGGAAAUGCAGGGACGUCGCGGUCUCGACAUAUCAUAAAUAUGAAUGCAAGAUUCUGGCGUUAUUGAUAGGUUCCGGUAUGAGUAUACUGAGCAUGGUCGCUUAUAGAAUGAUUACGCAAGAGGGCUUAAUCAGAUGUUUGAAAUUUUAUGAUAUAAUAGAGAAAAAGUUAAUUAAAGAGAACGAUAAAAGCAUGAAUACAGUGAUUAUGGAUAAUGAGCCGAAAUUAAGUAAAUCGGCUAAGAGAAGACUUCGUAAGAAAAAGUUAAAGGAUACAUCGUGUCGUAACGACGAUAAUAUCAUUUCGAAUGAAAAUAAAUCAAAGGGAUCUACGAGCAAUGAUCCAAAUAUGGUAGACGUCAGAGCUUACGAAUUAACCAAUCAUAAUACAAAAAGAUCGGCAUCUGAUUUUCUCGAGAGAUCACUUAUGGCGGCAUUUUUAUUAAAAUGUUUGCAAAGAGUCAAUUUCUUCGAGGAUACCUCUCGCGAUGACGAAAUUCCUAAUCAGAAGGAAAUUAUCGUGGGCUCUUUGCUCUUAAAGAAUCUUCAAUUACUUCAAUUCAAUGCCCACGAAUUCUGCGAGACACGUGUUAAUGCGAAUCAUCGUUUCCGUGGUAGCAAAUCGAUAUAUUUAGGAGUGGCAAUAUAUCCUACGGUAGCUCGUUUCAAUCACGAUUGCUACCCCGCUGUGACGAGAUAUUUCGUUGGAAGGAACAUCGUUAUACGUGCGAUUAGAACCUUGAAACCUGGCGACGUGGUAGCUGAAAAUUAUGGUCCAAUAUUUACAAAAAGAAAUCUCGAGGAACGUCAAAGAACGCUCUCAGGUAGAUACUGGUUUAAAUGCACGUGCAAGGCUUGCAAGGAUGAUUGGCCGCUUUUCGAAAGAAUGACAAACGAUUUGGCUAAAUUGAGAUGUACCACCGAAGGAUGUAAUAGAUUAUAUCGACGAAAAGAAAUUACCGAUAAAACGAUAAAAUGUAUUGGUUGUCAGAAAAGCAUCAACCUCGUCGAAAGACUUAAUUCUUUGCUCGAGUGUGAAGUACUCUAUGUUCAAGGAUUGGAUAAGAUGGAGGAAGAAAAGCCUGAAAGAGCUAUAGAAUUACUGGUCAAAGCCAUAAAGAAGUUUCAUGAGAUAGCUGUACCACCUCAUAGAGACACGCACUUAGCGGAAAUUGCAUUGGGUGCUUGUAUGUCCGACUCUGGAAACACCUGGAGGGUAGCUUAAAUGUAUUAAUGUAUUUAUGUAUGUAUGUAUGUAUGUAUGUAUGUAUGUAUAUAUAUGUAUGUAUGUAUAUGUGUAUGUAGAUGAGAAAACUCGUAUUUGAUAUGAAAACUUUUCGACUAGCUAGAAAGUGCAACAACGAUGGUUGUGAACAUAAUAUGAAUGAAUAUUAUCAUAAAUUUUGCAAUAAUUAUCAUAAAUUCAUAUUAAAGAUAAAACAAUGGAUAUUAACAGACAAUGGUUUCGUACGUAUGUAUAUUAUGGACAAAGUUUUAGGCACUUCCCACUCGCACUAAGUAUGAUAGACAAAUAUCGACAGAUUAAGUGCAUGCCUUAGGUUCCUAUCUACCCAUAUAUAUAUAUAUAUAGGUAUAUAUAUAUACCCCCAUAGAAAUGAUAAUACCAGUACCCGGUUUGUGUCAAACUAUUAAGUACAUAAAUAAUAAAGUACGAUAAAA
Messenger RNA from Vespa velutina, 3273 nucleotides. RefSeq names its product SET and MYND domain-containing protein 4 (gene Smyd4-2). NCBI's taxonomy places the organism in Eukaryota, Metazoa, Arthropoda, Insecta, Hymenoptera, Vespidae. The record is from RefSeq and is a predicted model, not a curated record. Gene Ontology annotation, molecular function: protein binding. Bases 692 to 2818 code for a protein of 708 amino acids. The transcript is spliced from 9 exons.